UGAUGCCGCGUGCGUCGAGCGGUCAGCCGCUACGCGCUGGACGGGUUUGAAUUAGCGGCUUUCACGUUCGCAGGGGAGUCCGAGCGUCGGAUCCGGUCGGUGAGAAAAAAAGGAAGACAGCGAAGGAGGACGGACAGACAGACAGCGAUCUUGAGGCGCGGCCGUCACUUAAUCUGAUGCUGAUGGCGUUCUUGGUGCAUGUCGCCUGAUGCCCUAAUUCCUGCCUCUGCCUUUGGGUCUGGUCAUAGAAGCUGGUGCAGCCUGGUUUGGGCAAAUCCGAUGAAAAUUACAGAAGUUGAACCUUUCUGCUAAAAUGAGCGAGGUUUUCAUUUAUUUCCAUGUGUACUUCUACUUUGGAGUUUGCAAGCACUUAACUUCUACAUCAUAUUCCUACUCCCAAACUUGUUAAACUUUCCAGGAUUAAAAGAAAAUGGCGGUGAAUGUUUAUUCUACAUCUGUAACCAGUGAGAACCUAAGUCGGCAUGAGAUGUUGGCAUGGAUUAAUGAUUCCCUUCAGUUGGCCUACUCCAAGAUUGAACAGUUGUGCUCAGGUACUGCAUAUUGUCAGUUUAUGGACAUGCUUUUCCCUGGUUGCGUUGGACUUAAAAAAGUGAAAUUUCAAGCUAAACUGGAACAUGAAUAUAUUCACAAUUUUAAACUUUUACAAGCAGCCUUCAAGAGAAUGGGUGUCGACAAAAUUAUCCCUGUUGAUAAACUAGUAAAAGGGAAAUUUCAAGACAAUUUUGAGUUUGUUCAGUGGUUCAAGAAAUUCUUUGAUGCAAACUACGAUGGUAAAGAUUAUGAUCCCAUACUUGCCCGGCAAGGUCAGGAAGCAGGUCCACCACCCAAUCAUGGUGAUCAAGGUUUUAGUAAACCCAAGAAAACGCUCAGUACAGGAACCACAGUUACUCAAAAAGUACAUCCAACACCAAAAGUUACAACUCCAAAACCUGUGUCUGGUGCACCAAAAAGAGCUGCAAUGGUGGGAAAUGGAGAUGCACAGGUUGCAGAACUAGCUCAACAGAUCAACGUACUAAAAAUUACAGUUGAAGAUCUUGAAAAGGAAAGAGACUUUUAUUUUGGGAAACUGAGAAAUAUUGAAUUAAUCUGCCAAGAAAAUGAACAAGACAAUGAUCCUGUGAUUCAGCGAAUUGUGGAGAUUUUAUAUGCAACAGACGAAGGGUUUGCUGUGCCAGAUGUAGCAGAUGAACAACCAGAAGAACAAGAAGAGUAUUAAACUUAUUACUUGGAUGCAGCAUAUCCAUGAUUGGAAUAGCUUGUCAAAAAUCAUGUGUGCAUGUGCACAUCAACAAAGGAAAAGACACUCUCUUUAUUUUCUGUAAAGUCAAAAGAGCUUUGUUUGUAAUUUUGUUAGUGUAAGCAAAAUUAAAAUGUACCUCCUUUCUAAAGUGCACUUUGCAGAAGUUUCAGUCCAUAUUUAACAAUGAUUGCUUCUACACUUUUACAUCUGAGCAACACUUGCAGAUGUAGAAGUAGAAAAUCUUGAAGGUCCUUCAGAGUGCUAUUGUAACAACUUGAUGCUUUUGCCACCACUAAAAGCUGACAUGCUCUUGGACAGUGUUAAAAAGGUUGUUGAUAGAAUGAUCACUGCAUGAUAAUGACUGUAAAUUGCACUGUAACAGAAAGUGUAUAGAAUGGUUCAGAUCUUUAUACAUUCAGUUGUAUGUUGAUAGUUAUAGCGUGUCCAAAAUUUGUUGUAUGUGGCAAGCCAGUUCAUUUGAUGUGCAAGAAUGACUUGGCUAUAAAUACUUUGCAUGAAUUUUGUAUGGUGAAAUUGACAUUAGAUCAACUGCAGGAAAUCGUUGUGGUGCCAAAUGUUCCCUCCAGCCAUUGUGGUUGUACUACAGCGGUGAAAUAUUUCCUGAAUUCUUCUGUGGCCUUUAUUCCUUCUACUGCCCUAAGAUUCAGUAUGCUGUAAGAAAAAUCAAAACUUGGUCUUAAAACUACAGGGUGUUUUUCUACUCAAAUCAAUUUCUACUAACAAUAAAGUUUGAUAUUUCAACAAAA
This is a messenger RNA of Hemiscyllium ocellatum (epaulette shark), 2028 nucleotides long. RefSeq names its product microtubule-associated protein, RP/EB family, member 1b (gene mapre1b). NCBI's taxonomy places the organism in Eukaryota, Metazoa, Chordata, Chondrichthyes, Orectolobiformes, Hemiscylliidae. Gene Ontology annotation, cellular component: cytoplasmic microtubule; spindle midzone; microtubule organizing center. Gene Ontology annotation, biological process: protein localization to microtubule plus-end; regulation of microtubule polymerization or depolymerization; spindle assembly. Gene Ontology annotation, molecular function: microtubule plus-end binding. Bases 431 to 1237 code for a protein of 268 amino acids. The record is from RefSeq and is a predicted model, not a curated record. The transcript has 8 exons.